ACUGCCUAUGCGCUGUUUACAUCAAUAUAUUGCCAAAUAAACAAACAAACUAAAUAAAAUAUAGUAAGUUAAUUUUGGUGUCGAUUCCGGCAUAAUUCUCUAAAGCUUAAAUUUUUGACAACAAUGUAUCCUUGUCUUUUUCUAUACAGAAUGAAAAGGAGUGACUAAUGUCAAAUUUAGUUAAGAGAAAUGCAUGCCAGAAUAUAUACCAUACCAUUCAUUCAUUUUUCGUCACAUCACUAUGAAUUUCUACCUAUUAUUUUUGUCAUUCAUUCGUGAUUUCGCGCCUUUUCUUUUGAUUGAAUUUUAUACUAGAAUACUAACUUUUUACAACUUAAAAAUACUUUUAUAUGAUAGGAAACAACAUGUUUCAGCAAGAUUGAAGUUGCAGAUCGGUUUUUGCGUGGGAAAACAACAUAAUUUUCCAUUUUUGUGGGAGCACGCUGCGGAACGAUCCAAAAUGGUAGCGGUCGCGCAUAAACUAGUUUUAUAUAACGAUCAUGGCCAGUGGCCAUGCCUGUCGUAAAUACUCUAAGUUUCAAGUUACACUUCUUUUGACAAAGCUGAAUAGCUUAGUUUUUGCCUUCUAAUAAAAACAAUGAAAAAUUGGUGACAUUGACAUGUCUGUCACUUGACAGGGGUCUACAUUGUACAUUGUAUUUUUUCAAUUUUUCAUGUGUUUUUCUCUCUGUGCAUUUUUUCAUUGAUUUGUAGGUAAUAUUUACUGAAAUGAAAAAUUGAUUUGAUUACUUAGCGACAAAAACAAAAUGUAUUCUUUUAAAAAAUCUUUUGAAUUAGCGUUAAUUAUCAAUAAUGUUACCAGAAGAAGUGCUUUGCAUCACCGCAGCUUUACCGUGACAUCUAGGGCUUUAUCAAGUACAAACGGAAUACCUGGAACAAGUAUUUCUUCAGAAGAAAGUAAUCUGACAGAUGCAGUGGAACAGAAAGGUGGAUUUGCAAAAGCCUACGAAAAACACACAAAUUUAACAGAUACUAGUGAACAGCCCUAUACAUUUUCAUCUCUGCUCCGUCAUUCAAAACUAAUGGAUCUUGGUGACCCUGCUGGUAAGAUAGUGAUUGGGAAGAUUUUCCAUGUAGUUGAAGACGACCUUUAUAUUGACUUUGGAUGGAAAUUUCAUUGUGUUUGUACUCGUCCAAUGAACAGAGGAAAUGAGUAUGUAAGAGGUGCAAGAGUUCGUAUCCAAAUAAAUGAUUUAGAACUAUCAUCAAGAUUUCUUGGUUCUAGUACUGAUCUUACACUUUUGGAAGCAGAUUGCAAAUUAUUAGGUAUAAUUUCUUCCCCUGUAAGACCAAAUGCUGAUGAUAAGUCUGUAUAGAACAAUUAGUUUGUUUGUAGUUAUUGUUAAAUGUAUUAUAUAAAAUAAAACAAAAUAAGUUUGUCGCACACAAAGCUUGUAUUAUUAUUUUAAGAAAUGGUAUCCCUGGCAUUGCCUGUCCCAACAUGACCCCAAAUAGCUCAAUAGGGUCAAAUGCUGACAUUACAAUCAAUUUAUGUACAGUAUUUUUUAUAAGCACACAAAAAUCCAAGUUCGUUGUCUUAUAAACUUUAUGGCAUCUGGUAUGUUACCAGGCAAUUAUAUUUGAAUUGCAAUGUUAUAGCCCUCCUGGUAAUCUCACUAGGAAACAACAAUGCAUUGCAUAAAUUUAAUAUUAAGAAAUAAUACUUUUUUGCUACUGUCUUCAGUAAGGUCCAGUUAAGAUUCCCAAACAUUAUGUUCCAGUUCAUGCAAAAAACUGCUGUGCUACUUUCUCAAAUUUAAAUUAUUACCAGUAAAACUUAAGUUUAGUAAUCAACUUCAGUUGUUAAUUAAAUCUGAAAAAAAAAAAUGCAAUCUGCCAAUUUGAUACCUGACACACUAUAAGCUGAUUUUGUUACAACCAUUUCAAAACAAUAAGGUAGGUUUUUGCUUUAAUGUAAAUAUCCCUGCAAAUAAACUUGUUGUUUUCUGAACAAUCAUAAUCAUUUGAUAUAAUUUUGACAUUAUUUGGAGGUGGUUUUGCCCCAUUGACUAAGGAUUUUCGUAUCUGUUUACACACUUAUUUUUAUAAUUUCAAGGAAUUGAAAGAGUUUCUGAUAAAUUUACGAUUUUAAAAGUGAUUUCUGAAUUCAAACCCCUUUUACAAUCUUAUCCAUAACAUGAUCUAUUUGAUUCAAAAUAAAGGUAAAAUUUCAAAUAUAUUAACACAGUUUUCUUGUUAUUAGACAGUCCUAAGUGAAUUACGCAUUCUCUACAAAGAAAAACUUGGCUAUUCUGGCAUUAUUAUGCGAAAUAUUGGGCAAGUGGGUCAAGAAUCAGUCUUUUUGAUUGUACCUGUUUUUUUUAUUUAUAUAAUUUCUUAAGAUCGUAAAAUUUCAAUGAAAAACAAAGAUCUCCCUGUAAAAGGGGGUGAAAAUAAACUGAUGGCCUGAUGGUAAGUGGCAAUCAUAGCCUAACCUGUGAUACUCAAGUAACAGUAAUGCUGCCUAUCUUGACUCCAUACCCUUAACCAUAGGGCCCUGGAAGGAACCCUUGAAGAAAUUUGAAGUUUUAGAUCUUAGUUAAAAUUAUAAGAUAUACAUUUAUUUGAAGAUCUUCUCUGCACUUGGUUAUCCUGAUUGUUGUUUCCUGGAAAAGGGCAUCUGAAAGACCUGUGAUGCGGGGUUUACAACAGGAAACAUCAUUUGUUUUGCUGUGAAGCGCAAGGAUGACUACACCGCGCACCGGACAACGCUCAGUGGGCAGGCCCCCCACUCGAUGGACCGACGACCUUGUGAAGGUCGCGGGAAACUACUUGAUACGUGUGUCGCAGGACCGAUUAGUGUGGAGAUCCUUUGAGGAGGCCUAUGCUCAGGAGUGGGCUUUAUACGGCUUAUAUGAUGAUAAUAAAUAACAAUGAGAAGCUUGAUGGCGCAGUGGGUUAGUGCGUUCGGCCUGCGAUUGUGGAAAAUAUAACUCGAUGGUCGCUCAUAGGAUGGGUGAUCAAAAAUUGAUAAUCUCCA
Molecule: messenger RNA, 3001 nt
Organism: Chilo suppressalis (striped riceborer)
Lineage: Eukaryota; Metazoa; Arthropoda; Insecta; Lepidoptera; Crambidae
Source: the annotation of a GenBank genome assembly